Molecule: messenger RNA, 1647 nt
Organism: Paramecium pentaurelia
Lineage: Eukaryota; Ciliophora; Oligohymenophorea; Peniculida; Parameciidae
Source: the annotation of a GenBank genome assembly
AUGUAAUCAAGAGGUCUGUCAACCCCUGGAAAACCAAAAUAAGAAGUGCUCUAAAUUGUCUUUGAUCUUGGUGAAAAGAAACAUGUAUAGAAAUCUAUAUAAGAUUUAAGGAAACAUUGCAUGUAUAUGGUGAUUCUGAUAUAACAAUGAUUGCAAAAGAAUUUGUUAACAAACAUUAAUUAAGAGAGGAGGCAACUGUUUUAAUAGAAUAAACUAUAAUCAGCAAUCUAUAAGACAGUCAUUGUUCUAAAUAAAGCAUUUUCGAUCGAUUACAUAAUGAAGCUGCCGUUAAGACCUAGAAAAGACAUUAAUAAUUUAUUACCAACAGUUUAUCUUAAACUUUUAGUCCUCAAAAAAAAUUACCUUACAAUCCAGGAGAAUAAUUAUAUUUAAAAUCAAAACAAAGUCGAAUUUUAGAACCUAAAUAAGAUGUUUAAUAUUCAUUCAAACCAUAUAUAAGUGAAAAAAGCUUGUCUUUAGCAAAAAGACCAAAUAUGCCUACAUAAGAUUAUUUGAUUAUGCAAGGCAAGUAGAUGGCAUAGAGAAAAGAACAAUUAAGAAGUAGUAGAAUGGCUGCAUAAAAUUAAUAAUGUUCAUUUCAACCUACUAUCAAUCCUAUGUAAAAUUACUUUAACAAUUUUGAUUAGAAGUCAAAAGAUUUCUUAAGAGAAAGAAAGAAACUAUUCGAGUGCUUAAAAAAGUUAGAUACAUGAUCGAUUAUAUUAAUAAGGCAUAAAUUCAAUGAAGAAAAAGAAAGAAGCUAGUUAAAUGAUCAAUUAAUCUUAUAUGAUGUCUCCUUUAAAACGAAAACCUUCAGAUAUUCCAUUUCUAGAAAGAAUGCAAAUAUCAAUAUAAAAAAGAUAAAAGAAAUUAGAAGAAACUGUAAUGACUGAAGAACCAACACAUGAUAUAACAACUGGUUAAAAAUUAUAUCAUCCUAUAAUUGGAAGACCACCUGCAAAUGACGUAUAUAUUUUGUAUAUAUUAUAGCGAAAUAAUUCUAAUCUUCCAAUUGGAGAUUAUCUCUUUUAAAUGAGAACUGUACAUGAAGAUCAUCAUAAUUACUUAGUUGAAUAAGAAAGAUAAUCUAUAAUGAAUUCAAUGGCCAAAUCUUCAGAAAAAUCCAGUUAAAUUUAUGAAGAUAAAAAGAGAAAAGUCUUAGAAGAAAUAUUUUCAUUACUUGAUUCAGAUGGAGAUGGUUAAAUUUCAGCAUCUUCUAUUGAAAUUUCUGGAAUUUAAUCUGAAAUUUUAUAAAUAUUGGCACCACUCUUAUGUGAAAUGGAAUCAAUUUAAGCUUAAUUAGAUCUAGAAUCAUUUAUAGAAGCAGCUAAUAGAUUGAUAUUAUCUUUAAAUGUUUCAGACAAAAAUAAAUUAAUCAAUGGAUUAAAAUAAAAAAAAAUAAUAGAUCUCGAUUAAUGUACAUUUUAAGUAUGAGUUUAUUUAUAUUAAGCCUAAAUUAUGCAAGCAUUCAAUGAAAUUAGUUAAAUCGAGUCCAAAAUUACAAUAGAAUGUAAUCAACCAUUAUUUAAUUUUAGAAACUUGAGUUAGUGAAAUAAGAAUAGGAAUAAAAAGUAAUGUAAGAAUGCACAUUUAAACCUCAAUUAUAUAAUCCACUUAAAAUUUAUGAUUUUAUGCUUAAUCAAUGAA